GCUCACUGAACUGGGAUCAGGUGGAGAAUCAGCUGACUCCCCCACAAACAGGAAGAGGAACUCACAGCUCAACAACACUAGUCAUGUCAAAAUAGCAUCUGUGCACUUGUUUUAUUGAAUAAAAAGAGGCUUCAGACUCAGAAUAUGUUCGCCGGAGACGAUGAGGACGGGGACUUCUUGUCUCCAUCAGGAGGGGCCAAGUUGGCCUCCCUGUUCGGACUAAACCAGGAAGGCACUCAGGGGAACGAGUCCUUCCAGUACACAGCACCGAAACAGCCCAGAAAGAACUCCAAUGCAGCGUCAGCCACCCAGAAACCAGCUCCACCACCUGGAGCUCCUGCAGUGUUAUUCGCCACAGCAGUCCAAGCCUUCAGAUAUAUUAACGGACAGUAUGCGAAGCAGGGGAAGCUGGGAGCAGCCGUACUGGGCAACCACGCAACAAAAGAGUACAAGCUGCUUCUUUACUUGAGCCAACAGAAACAAGUGACCGCUGCCAAGAUUCAUGUGGGCUUUGUUUUCACAGUACAGCCAAACAAUUACUUCACUUUUUAUGACGAGCAGAGGCAGAACUGGUCCCUGAUGUUUGAAACAGAGAAAGCUUCAUCGGACUUCUGCAAAGAGGUGUGUUUGGCGAAAGCAAACAGCGCAGUCUCCUUAGAUGAUGUGGUGGUUCAGGAUCUGAGUAUUGGUGAGGGCCAGGCGGUGGAGAAUGGAGACUCUUUGGAGGUGGUGUACACAGGCUGGCUCCUGCAGAACAACGCCAUCGGCCAGAUGUUUGACUCCAACCAGAACAAGGACAAGUUGCUACGACUGAAACUUGGAGCUGGAAAAGUGAUCAAAGGCUGGGAGGAAGGGAUGCUUGGGUUGAAGAAGGCAGGCCGUCGUCUCAUUAUCAUCCCAGCCAACCAAGCUUACGGAUCCAAGGGAGUCCCCAACCGCGUCCCGGCUAACAGCACUCUUAUUUUUGAAGCAGAGAUUCGAAGGGUGAAGUUUUCCAAGGACAAUGGGUCUGUUAGUGGCAGCUCCAGAGGCUCUGCUGCUCCCUCCCCUGUUCCUUCCUCAGCUUCCAGUGUGGAGAAUCUGGCGCCAGAGCACCCAGUUCAAACGACCGCCUCCGGUCCAGGCAGACCAGGGGAGCCACCACUUCGUGCAAAGUCAAACUCCCUCAGUGAACAGUUGGCAAAUCCUGAUGCCUCAAAAGCCAAGCUGAUCUCUCGCAUGGCAAAGAUGGGCCAGCCCAUGUUGCCCUUUAUGACAGGAGGGGCCAGCCAGCCCGAAUCCAGUGAUUCUGAGCUUGAGGACACCAGUGGCAGCAGAGCGAAGGAUCGGCCUGUGGCUCCAUCUCCAGUGCAGAUCUCCACUGCUGCUCCAGCUUCAGCAUACAUACAAUCAUAUCCUCACACCGCUCCACCUUCUGCCUUACUUCCUGUUAUGACCACUGUUGCCCCACAGCCGGGGCUGUCUGCCAGCAGCCAUGCCUUUCAGCCUUACGCCUACCCACCGAACUCCGUGGCUUCAUCUCAGCUACAGCCUGUUGGCCAUGUCUACCCUGCACAAACUAUCCCAUACAUGGGCUCCAACGAUGUGACAUCCUUCUUGAUGACUGAGGCCCGACAACACAACACAGAGAUCCGGUUAUCAGUCGGAAAAGUAGCAGAUAAAGUGGAUCAGCUGGCCUCAAAGAUAGAUGACCUUCAAAGGCAGGGGAGUGUUUCCAUGGGUGUUCCUAGUAUGUCAAUGGAAACCUCCAUGAUCAUGCACAACAUCCAAAGAAUUGUCCAGGAAAAUGAAUGUUUCAAAAAGGAAGUCUUUGAGAAAAGCUCUCGCAUCGAGGAGCAGAACCAUAAGAUCGGGGAGCUCAUCAACCAGAAUCAGAGGUACAUGGAGCAGAGUAACCUGCUGCAGGAAAAGAGGAAUGACUCCCUCAAGUCAUCCAGUGAACAGACCCAGGCCAGAUUACUGCUGGCUGAGCAGGACAAGGUCCGUCUGACGGAGGAUCUGGCUUCGUCCGUGUCCCAGCAGUCUCAGCUGCAGCUAGAAGCUACAGCUCACCAGCAGAAGGCCAUGGAGAUGCAGAGUAAACUGAGCUCAGCGCUGCAGGACAACGAGAGGCACUGCCAACGCGUUGCUGCCCUGGAAACACAGCUGGAAGAGAUGAAGGAGGUAGCAGAGAGGGCCCAGGCUCAGUACCGUUCAGAGAAGCAAAGACGCAAAGAGAUGGAGCUGAGAGUCAACAACACAGAGGAGGAACUGCAGGACCUAAAGACUGAUAAAGAGAGCCUAGAACGAACACUUUCAGAAAGGAAGAAGAAGUGGCAGGCUGAGCGUCAGCGUCGGGAUGAGGAGGUGGAGGAGCUCCGUAAGAGCAGCCAGCAGGAGCUGGACAACAUCCGAGCUCAACUUCGCAAGGCCAGGACCAGCACUGACAAUGCUGCAGCCGAACAGUUGUCUCAGCUGCAGUCGGAGCUGGAGGAGGAGUGGAAGGGGAAGUGUGAGCAGAUGUUGGCCUCUGCUAAAGAGCAGCACAGUAGAGAGCUGACUGAACUAACAGAGCAGAGAGAUGCUCUGCAGGACAAGCUAACCCAGCUACAGGAAAAGUUUACGGUUCUGAAGCAGUCAAGAGAGUUAGAAGACCAGUCUUUGCUACAACAUCACGGGCAGACUGAAGAGCUGCAAGCCCUUCAGGAAAAAUACACAGCCUUGGAGCAGCAAGGAGUGGCUGUACGGGAGAAACUGGAAAGAAGAGUAGCUGAACUGGAGAAGAACCUGGCAGAGCAGGAGAGUUCAGGAGAGAGUUCAGGAGAUACUUCAGGAGAUACUUCAGCAGAGGUGAAGCGUGUGAUGAACGGAGUGUUUCAUUCUCUGCGAGGGGAGUUUGACCUCAGUGAAUCUUACAGUGGCCAGGCUGUGCUGGGGGUGAUUGUCACUACCAUUAAGAAUGUAACCUUGCAGCUGCUCAGUGGCACAGACAGUUCUUCGCUGAGACCGAGUAAGAAGGAAGAGGAAGAAGAAGAGGAGGAAGAAGAAGAAGAACAAGAAGAACAUAAUGCACAUGUGAAUGGUGGCAGAGAGGAAGUCAGAGAGGAAUCUGAUUCUCACCAAGUCAGUGAGACCCAGACGGAUCAGGAAGUAGCAGCAGAGGAGCAGACGGAGACCGCAACUGAGUCAAAGACACAAAGCCAGACAGAGGCACUAGAGGUCACUGAUCUCAGUCUUGUUUCUCCCACUGAACCAAAACCUCAAGAGACGGCAGAGUCUGAAGAACAGCAGGAGCAGGCAGAACACCCUGUUCCUGAAAUCUCUACAGAGGAAAAAGACACCAACAAGUCUGCAGAUCCAGAUGAUGAACCUGAAGAGAGUUCCCCACCUGAGGAGGACGGACAGGAAACUCUGUCAGAAACAAGCGCUGCAGUGACAAGUGAGGUGGACAAGGAGAGUGUGGACGAUGGAGAGCAUGUAGAAGAAAUACAUGCUGCUCCUCAGAAAGCCUUUAGACCCCCAGACAACCCGCCUCCACCACCGAAUGCACUACCGAACAGCUCAGGAGAGGACUCAAGACUGACUGGGGGAAUGGCUGAGGAAAAUGGAGAGGCAGCGCCAUUUUUCCCGAUCUCAACUCCUGUCAACCCCCCCACAGCACCCAGUGAGGAGGAAGAGGAGGAUGAGAUGAGCUUGAAGGGCCGUCCCCCCCCUGCCCCUCUCUUUGGUGAUGAAGAGGAGGAUAAUGAUCUGGACUGGCUAAACUGAGAUGGAACCAGAAUAAUGCAACUCUAUAAACAGGCGCAAGGAGCUUUACCAGCCGUCUCUGCCUGGUGGAGCAGUCAACACAACAAGAGAGACCUCUGCUGAUGACCUUGAUCGGACGAAGAAGUCAGACCCGCCUGGCUCUUCACCUCCGUGCUGCCCUGCUGACAGACAGCUGCUACCACAGCUACAAUUUCAGGCUCUGAUUUUGUUUUGAAAUAACAAUUAAAUUUGUAAUUCACAGAAGAAGACAAUUACAACAAAUACGUUUCAUCAGUUUAUGUGAUACCUGUUUGGUGAUUUCAUUUAAUCCCAAAUUUUUACAUGGCACUGUAGCAGAUUAGUCUGUUGAAUCAGAAGUAAUCCUGUUGUUUUAAUUAUUAGCUUGCUGCUUUAAGAAUAGAACUUUUACACACUUUUGCUAACCUGAAAUUCAUUCCCAGAAAAUAAAUGACAUAUAAAAUGCCA
This is a messenger RNA of Sebastes umbrosus (honeycomb rockfish), 4212 nucleotides long. It is a transcript of the gene fkbp15b, whose product is annotated as FKBP prolyl isomerase family member 15b. The coding region runs from base 145 to 3747 and encodes 1200 amino acids. Gene Ontology annotation, cellular component: growth cone. The record is from RefSeq and is a predicted model, not a curated record. The transcript has 29 exons. NCBI's taxonomy places the organism in Eukaryota, Metazoa, Chordata, Actinopteri, Perciformes, Sebastidae. Gene Ontology annotation, molecular function: peptidyl-prolyl cis-trans isomerase activity.